CCUUUCUUUCUUUGUAACAAAAUUAUUUUUUGUUGUACGACAAUCGGCAAAGUAGUAAAGGCGAGGAAGUAGUCUAACAUCUUCCAUUCUUUGGCUGCAUAUAAUCGAACCAUCAAAUUCACGUUAGCAACGUGCCUCCAAGACAACGAGCGACUGAUUUAUUCACGCCUUAAUGAGGGUUCUUGUCUUACGUAGUACAAUAGCAAUAAUUUUAUGCAGGAUUAUGUCAGGAAUCGCAAGUGCAACUGGCCUCUUAGAAGCACGUAUUCGACCAACCUAUCGGCCUAAACCAAAGCACGUGGAAUUGGCAGGUUUCACCAAACCAGCGCCUUUUAUUCUUAGACCUUUCUCUGGCCUUUUUAAUCCUUAUCCUUAUGGAUGUUCUAUAUUGUGUAAUCACCCAGCAGAUUGUGAAGCAAAAGAAGUUCUCAGACGUGCCAAAGAUACAUGGGCAACGGAAGGGAAGGCUUUAUUAUUACCAGAAGAAAUGGAUAUGAUUAGAGCCAGUUUGGUAGCCACAUGCAGUGCUACCGAUGUACGUGGGAAUACGGGAAAUGAAGUGACUAAUGAUGCUCCUACUGUACCUGAGGAACUGUUUCGAAAAUAUACCCAGACUGAUUCAAGACCUUUGACUCCCGCACCCACGCUCGCUAGCGGCCCUGCUUUGACAAAUCGACCGAUUCAGGAAGAACAUCCGGUGACCUGCGAUCUACGUGAACGUAUUACAUUAAUUUUAGAUCUUAGAGCCAACUCACGAAAGCAAAUGGAAAAUGAAACAUUCUCUUGGCACGCGUUGACUUUAGAACCACCGCCCACUUACCGAAAAAGUGAAAUUUUUGUAUCUAAACCCAGUUCAAAACGUACGAUGCGUACACCGAAUCCAGGGGAUAUUACAGAUACAUUUAUAAAUAUAGAGGAUGAAUUGAAUUUCAGUGAACACAUGGAAGAAGAAAAAGUUGAAAAGCCAACUAAAGAAGUUACAGUAACUCGCAGAAGAGGAAGACGAUUACGUAAAGGGAAAUGCAGAAGAGGAUCAGGCUAUGGACAACAAACAGAAGUUCGUGAUUUAUUUGAACCAACUGAUACUCAAAUCUCGCAUAUAGGCGAUGGAUCUAGGAGAACGUCGAUUCAUACGAACAGCGGGGAUGUAGAGAAUUUGGCAACCACCCCUAAGAAGAUCUCUGCAACGGAUAACAUGCCUUCUAUGAUAUUUCCUAGUUUCAUUGAUCCAGAUAUAUUGAAGCAUUUGUGCAGAGAAUUAGACAGUGACAAAGUGGAAGCAGAGUUCUCAGUUAGGAGAAAAAUCGCAUUCGAAGAAGCUCUGCGGGUAAGAGGCGAACAUUAUUCGCACUCUAGACGAUCUCAAAUAUUUUCAAACCCCGCGCUAGUUGAUACACCGCGCGUAUUUUCCCGCCAAGCAGCUCGUUUUGAAAUUCUCGGCAGUGAAAGUUUACACGGGUUAACAAUAUUGGGAUAUCUAAAUAAACACGUCUUUGUCACUUCGGGAAGAAAGUUGAUUUUCAGAAGAGUUUUCAACAAAUUCCAAGAAGAUACGAUGGGAAAUACUAAAUGCAUUUCGCCAAGCAUUAUUCUUGAAGCUCUUCAGGAUAUGAUCGGAAAACCUAUAACUCAAGAGCAAGAGGCAUAUUUAAAUCUUACGAUUGGUGAAAUUAAGGAACCGUUAAAUUUUAGAACUUGGUGCGGUUUGUGUGCUGCAGUCGAACGUUUACUCUGCCCAUUUCCUUCAAAAGAAAUUGAUCCACCUACGUGGCUCGAAAGGGUGGAUUUUGAAAGCUUGGAACGAAGACUUAAAUCCGAUAACGUGGAUCACAAGCUGGCUCAGUUUUUAAGAGAGAUUUGUAAACGAUAAUUCGUGAAAUUAUUAUAGAACAUUUGUGAACAAUUAAUUUUUUUAAAUGAAGAAAUGUAUAAAUGUGAAAAUAUUGAAUAGUAAAUUUAUAACAAAGUCUGUUUUACCAAAUGACUCACAUUUCAGAACAACUUAAUAAGUUUUCUAAUUAUAUAAAAAUAUAAUUGCAAUUACAGACAAUUAGAUCUUACCAUUUGAUAUAUAAGUCACGAUUACAUCACAUAGUGAUAUAAUUUAUAAUUGUGGUCUACUACAUUAUAUGAUAUAAUUAUAGAUUAUACAUAUAUCAAAUAAUAAUUGCUUCAUCACAUGUAUAAAUUGCAAUAAUAAUAAUUGCCAAUUAAUCUCAUCACGUGGAGAUUGCUGCAUAUAGAGACUCUAAAUACAUCCUUCCCUUAUGCAAAAAAAUUUCAAGCACAAAAUUCUCAUAGUGAUUUUAGGUAAUGAUUGAAUAAUAAAUGAAUUAUUGUUAUUCAUCGUAAGACGCUGUAAGAUAUCUUAUUAAGUUAGUCGAUAGUCAUAACUAAUUGUAAGUUAUAAGAGUCGAUACACAUGUAAUUCCUAUGUUCUCCCCUGUAGUUACGUUAGUCCAUAGUUUACGAGGAGUUUUACUCUGUGUCGAUAAGUAUGUAAACUAUAAAUAAUAUUGAAGCAAAACACAUAAAAUAAAAUUUACAUAUUGUACAAUCGACUUUACAUUGAAUAAUUACAGUUAGAUAUUUAAAAAUAAAAACAAUAUUACAAUAAAAUACCUUAAUAUCUAA
Bombus huntii is the source of this 2634-nucleotide messenger RNA. RefSeq lists its product as uncharacterized. The coding region runs from base 173 to 1870 and encodes 565 amino acids. The record is from RefSeq and is a predicted model, not a curated record. Lineage: Eukaryota; Metazoa; Arthropoda; Insecta; Hymenoptera; Apidae. The transcript is spliced from 8 exons.